AUGGAAAAAGCUUCAUGCUUGUUUUGUGGAAGGAUUCCUUCAACGACAACAACAAAAGCUUUGGCUUUGAGUGUUCAAAAGAGUAGCUUUUUGAGUUCUUUGCCAUUCUCCUUUUCUUAUUCUUCGAAAUCAAUAUGUUUAUUUGUUGACCAUAAAUAUAAUUUACCUUUAACAAAAUUUAAGUCCAAGCAGUUUGUUUGCAAUGGUAUUGGAGAAAGCAGCGGCAGUCAAAGUGACAGCAGGAUUAUUACUUCUACAAAGAAGCAGCUUAGAAGGAGAAGUUACAUUGGUGGCAACCCAAGAGGUAACAAAAGUGAGGGUAAUUCUGCUUCUACGCCUAAUGAUAGUCUCAGUAGGACAAAAAUAUUAGUCAAGGAACUAGGAUUGUUGAAGAAACAGAAGGCUCAAAAGAAUAAGGCUUUAAAUAUUAGAACCUUGUAUCAAAAUGGGGAUCCCUUGGGCAGAAGAGAUCUUGGGAAGAAGGUUGUUUGGUGGCUUAGUGAAGGUAUGAGGACAAUGGCUUCAGAUUUUGUGUCAGCAGAGUUGCAAGGGGAGUUUUUGGAGUUGAGACAAAGGAUGGGACCUGGAUUGACAUUUGUAAUCCAGGCACAGCCUUAUCUCAGUGCUAUUCCUAUACCCCUUGGACUCGAAGCAAUUUGUUUGAAGGCUUGUACGCAUUAUCCAACAUUGUUUGAUCAUUUCCAGAGGGAAUUGAGGAAUGUUCUUCAAGAGUUGCAGCAAAAAUCCGUGGUUGAAUAUUGGAAGGAGACUGAGUCUUGGAAGCUGCUUAAGGAGCUAGCGAAUUCUGCUCAGCAUAGGGCGAUUGCUCGGAAGAAUACAUCUCCAAAGCCUGUUCAGGGUGUUUUGGGGAUGGAUUUGGAGAAGGCUAAGGCCAUGCAAGGUAGGAUUGAUGAGUAUACGAAGCGGAUGUCGGAGUUGCUUCAGAUCGAGAGGGAUGCGGAAUUGGAGUUCACUCAGGAGGAGUUAGAUGCUGUUCCUACACCUGAUGAGGGUUCCGAUCCAUCAAAACCUAUUGAGUUCUUGGUUAGCCAUGGCCAGGCUCAGCAAGAACUUUGUGACACCAUUUGCAAUUUGAAUGCUGUUAGCACAUCAACAGGAUUAGGCGGAAUGCAUUUGGUGUUAUUUAGGAUUGACGGCAACCACCGACUGCCACCCACGACCUUGUCUCCUGGAGAUAUGGUUUGUGUGAGGAUUUCUGACAGCAGGGGAGCAGGUGCAACUUCUUGCAUUCAGGGAUUUGUUGACAACCUUGGGGAUGACGGUUGUAGCAUCAUUGUUGCCAUGGAGUCUCGUCAUGGUGAUCCAACUUUCUCUAAGUUAUUUGGAAAAAGUGUGCGCAUUGAUCGUAUUCAUGGUUUGGCUGAUGCACUCACAUAUGAGCGCAAUUGUGAAGCCUUAAUGCUGCUCCAGAAGAAUGGCUUGCAGAAGAAAGACCCUUCAAUUGCUGUUGUGGCCACACUAUUUGGAGACAAGGAAGAUUUAGAAUGGCUGGAGGAGAAUGGUUUGGUCGACUGGAGUCAAGUGGAGUUGGAUGGAUUAUUACAGCAUGGAACAUUUGAUGAUUCCCAGCGAAAAGCAAUUGCUUUAGGCUUGAACAAGAAGCGGCCUGUGAUGGUUGUUCAAGGACCUCCAGGCACUGGAAAGACAGGCUUGCUUAAGGAUAUUAUAGUACUUGCCUCACAGCAAGGUGAAAGGGUUCUAGUAACAGCGCCUACUAAUGCAGCUGUUGACAACAUGGUGGAGAAACUUUCCGGUACAGGAUUGAACCUAGUGCGUGUUGGAAACCCAGCACGCAUUUCUUCAAAUGUAGCAUCCAAGUCGUUGGUUGAGAUAGUCAAUUCUGAGCUUGCAGAUUAUCGAGCAGAAUUUGAAAGGAAGAAGUCAGAUCUAAGAAAAGAUCUUCAACUUUGUUUAAAGGAUGAUUCUUUAGCUGCUGGAAUACGCCAGCUUUUAAAGCAGCUUGAUAAGGAACUAAAAAAGAAGGAGAAGGAAAUGGUGAAGCAAGUAUUAUCAAGUGCUCAGGUGGUGCUUUCUACGAACACUGGAGCGGGUGAUCCACUUAUUCGAAAAUUGGAUACUUUUGACCUGGUUGUUAUGGAUGAAGCUGGACAGGCAAUUGAACCCUCUUGUUGGAUUCCAAUAUUGCAGGGGAAACGUUGUAUACUAGCUGGCGACCAAUGCCAGCUUGCUCCCGUAAUUUUGUCUCAAAAAGCUUUAGAAGGUGGCCUUGGAGUAUCCUUGCUAGAGAGAGCUGCGACUUUGCAUGAAGGGGUUCUUGCUACCAUGUUAACAACUCAGUACCGAAUGAAUGAUGCAAUAGCCAGUUGGGCUUCGAAGGAGAUGUAUGAUGGAGAACUGAAAUCCUCUCCUUCUGUUGCAUCUCAUCUUCUUGUUGAUUCUCUAUUUGUCAAGCCCACGUGGAUAACACAAUGCCCAUUGUUGUUACUCGACACAAGGAUGCCAUAUGGAAGUUUGUCAGUUGGCUGUGAAGAGCAUCUAGACCUUGCAGGCACAGGGUCUUUUUUCAAUGAAGGGGAAGCCGAUAUCGUUGUCCAACACGCCUUUCAUCUGAUCUAUGCAGGUGUUAGCCCAACAGCUAUUGCUGUGCAAUCACCUUAUGUUGCUCAGGUACAGCUCUUACGAGACAGGCUCGAUGAGUUCCCUGAGGCUGCUGGCGUCGAGGUUGCGACAAUCGAUAGCUUCCAGGGUCGAGAGGCUGAUGCAGUAAUCAUAUCAAUGGUACGAUCAAACACUUUAGGUGCUGUUGGGUUCUUGGGGGACAGUAGGCGAAUGAACGUUGCCAUAACCAGAGCACGCAAACAUGUUGCGGUCGUGUGUGAUAGCUCGACAAUUUGCCACAACACUUUCCUGGCCAGGCUCUUACGCCAUGUCCGGUACGUUGGUAGGGUGAAGCAUGCCGGACCUGGUGCUUCUGGAGGAUCGGGACUCGAGAUGGAUCCAAUGCUGCCAUCCAUUAGUUAACAUGACAUGGAAAAAAGGCUUUAAAUUUGUUUCAGUUGAAUGAUUGUUUGGAAGUUCAAUCUGUAAAAUGGAUGGUUUGGAUACGUUUGAUUUCGGCAUCUGUUUUACCCAUUAAUUUAUGUACAUAUGGUCAUUUUUUGUGAUCGAAAUUGCUACCUUUUGAUUCAGUUGUAUAUAGAAAUAUACAUUUGAUGAA
Hibiscus syriacus is the source of this 3199-nucleotide messenger RNA. Its product is annotated as DNA-binding protein SMUBP-2-like. NCBI's taxonomy places the organism in Eukaryota, Viridiplantae, Streptophyta, Magnoliopsida, Malvales, Malvaceae. The transcript is spliced from 7 exons. Bases 1 to 3003 code for a protein of 1000 amino acids. The record is from RefSeq and is a predicted model, not a curated record. Gene Ontology annotation, molecular function: 5'-3' DNA helicase activity.